AUGGGUCAAGAUCUGUUCCCUGACGGGGCCGUGAUUCAACACAUCUUCGAGGAGGCGAUCCCGGACUACAGAAUCUCCAUUCUUCUACAAGACUGGAAUAAAUGUAUCUUCAAGGUUGACCCAGAUGCUUCUUUGACUGGCCGGUACAAAAGACCAGUCGUUGUUCGCCUGGAGACUACAGAGCAGUGCACAGUCUCUGAGUUUGCCUUGACCGCUGAGCUUCAGAGGCUAGCAUCAGACACUCUUCCAGGGACCGUGCCCGCGGUGCUGCAGUUUGGCAAGGUGAGCAGCGCGGGCGGAUUGGAAUACUGCUUCUCAAUCGUCGAGUUCGUCGAAGGGGUCACGUUGGACAGUGUCUGGGCCGACUUGAACGAAACGAGCAAAGAAGCGGUGGUCAACGACAUCAUCGACGCGCUCAAACUGCUUCACGCACGAGGUUUACGCGACGAAAACCUUCAGACUGUCUUGGAGCAAGCAGCAGACAACCAGAAAGAUGUUAGAGCGCCGAAGACACUUUAUUUUGGGGGCGCACACACCAUGAGUCUGACAAUUGGUGAAGCGCUCCUGGACGCCAUUAUGGAAAGAUGGAAGCUAAAACAGCCGUUUUGCGACGUUGCAAAAGAGGAAAACUUGAAGAGUAUCACAAUCAAAUCGAGAUUUAGUGAUUUGGGCUCUGUGACCAUAGGCCAGCAUGAAAUGGGCCAGUGGCUAGAGGAAGCCGUUCUAUGCCACAACGACUUGACACCCAACAACAUUCUUCUGAAAAGGACAUCAACCAGCUCUUCAGAAAACAGCACGGAAUAUAGGCUGGCCGCCAUUAUCGACUGGGAGUUGGCUGGACUGUAUCCUGCUGCGUAUGAAACGCAACUUCAGGAUACUUAUCUUGCGGGAGGCAAUCGCCAUGUAUCAUUCUACUUGAUGAUGAAGAAAGCAAUGAAGGAUAUUGUGCCCUGCAAUCAAGCGCAACAGACCUUGCUGCAAGCGAUGGAGCUGAUUUAUGAGUCUAAGCAUCGAUAUCUUUAUAAAGGCUCCAAGAUCCCUGCUCAUAUACGCACACGUUUCUUGAAAUAUUGCAACUUGACCAGAGAUCAGGAUGUCUUUGCAGGCUGGGUCAAUGAAACGGACGAUGUUCCAGAAUACGAUGCCGAUGCUAUACAGCAGAUUGAGGAUGACGUUAUCGCUGAAACCAUGGCGCGCUGGGCGGUGGAGGAGCAGGCCGAGAAGGAAAAGGCCCAGAAAGAGAAUUCUGAACAAGAGCAAUCUGAACAAGAGCAAGCUGAACAAAAGCAGCUUGAAAAGGAGAAGAUCGAGCUGGAACAAGUUGAAAGGGAGGCAACUUGA
Molecule: messenger RNA, 1341 nt
Organism: Akanthomyces muscarius
Lineage: Eukaryota; Fungi; Ascomycota; Sordariomycetes; Hypocreales; Cordycipitaceae
Exons: 1
Coding region: 1-1341 (446 amino acids)
Source: RefSeq, a predicted model, not a curated record